UUCCUCCUGAUAUAUCAACUUGCCGGGCAACAUCAGCAAAACCCUCCAUGAUCCCACAAGCCUUUGUGUUCUUUCCUUUGAUGCCCACUGAUACAAAGUACUUAUUUAAGCCUUCUUCCUCUGGCUUCUGGCAUAAAUUCCCUUCUUUGUCCAUGAAUGGACCUAAACCCUCCCGAGUCAACAUCUUGCUUUUAAGGUAAGUACAAAGUGCGUUGGGAUUCUACUCUUAAUCCUAAUCACCAAGGACAUUUCAUGGUGUUAAUGCAGGAGUUUGAGAAAUGCUGUAGGGGGUAUUCCCGCAGUCAGAACAGAUCUGCAGUGACUUGGGGAUCUUGCAGACUGAUUCCACUGUUGGGGUCUGAUGAUCCUACAAUCUGAGCAGUGUUGAAGGCAUUCAGCAUCUUACAUUCUGAACAAGACUCUGAGGUUAAGUAUACCACGUCCUGUGCAGAAUUUUAUUGUCUGUUGAGAAUAGCAUGGGACAGAAAAGUGCAAGAGUCCAAAUGGAGGAAGGAAAAUAAAACAAGUUUAAAGAGAGUGUCUGUUCUUUUGCGUCCUGAGAUCCUGCUCUUCCUGAGCUGCUUCCUAUUGCCACUCUCCAUCUGUUUUUUCCUGUCCCAAAAAUUCUGUCAGUGUUUGUAGACAAAGAGAGGGUUAAUUUCCAUCACUGAUGUUGUCAACUGCACCCAGUUCACUGGGGAUCAGGCCCCUUAUGCAUGGGAGCCCGUUUCUCCCUGUUUAAGGCAAGGUCCUGAUAGAUGAGUGAAACCGAUGGAGUCAGUACACAAUGUGUUGUUAUCUCAGAGCCUGCAGCUGGCAGGUAUUCUUCCCUGAGACCCUACUGGUUUCCUGACUGUUCACAUGUCUCCAUCCUGUGAUUCUGAGUUUGGGAAUUAGUGCACGCCUCGCAAGGUGUUUCCUCCCCCACUGAUUGGUUUCAUAUCCUGAUUGUUUUCCCUCCUGAUUUGAGCAGUUGUUACAAGCAAGAGACAGAGAGCAGGCACAAUCGGAGCUGGAAACCUCUCCUACUCAUUUUCUUCGUGUGUGAGUUGUAUCCGGAGUUAGCAUCAACAUUUUAUACAGAGAGCAGCAAGGAUGUCCUGUUGAUCUGAAGCAAGUUUGGUCUCAUUGCUGUUGGAUGUGAUUUUUACAAGGCUGCCAGUGAAUUUCGCUGUGAGUUUCUGCGGUCUGAUCUGUGAGUUUGGAUCUUGUCAACAGUUCCUUUGGUCCCUGCUGAUCCCCAGGGGGAGCUCCCCUCUGUGGCCAAGAAGGCACGGCUAAGGGACAACAGACCAAAAACACCAGUUUAACUUGUCGCUUGCUGCUCUGAGUGAUGUGAUGUCGAUGGUUAGUGCACGGAGCAUGCCUCUCAGUCCGACAUCCAGGAAACAUGAGGAGGAGCAGCAGCAGAACCCUUGCAACUGCAGCGAGGGUGAAGAGGAGGAGAGUUUCAGCAGAGAGGACACGAUCUACCAUACCAUUAGACCAAGUACAGCAGCUAAAACCGGCCACCAAAUGGACAAUCCUGCGCCGAGCACUAUAAUCAUUCGCAUUGGGGUACCGGACUUGGAGCAAACGAAAUGUAUGCGGUUCAAUCUUGACGCCCCCGUAUGGGUGUCUAAGCAACGGAUUCUGUGCACUCUCAACCAGACUCUAAAGGAUGUGCUAAAUUAUGGGCUCUUUCAACCCGCAAACAACGGGAGGGUGGGGAAGUUUCUGGAUGAGGAACGUCAACUCCGAGAAUACCCAACGUUGCCUGACACCCCGAUACCAUAUCUGGAGUUCCGAUAUAAGAAGCGAGUGUACACGCAGAGUCACAUAGAAGAGAAGCAACUGGCCAAACUCCACACAAAGGCGAAUCUUAAGAAGUUUAUGGAGUACAUCCAGUAUCAUCACGUAGAGAAAGUUGGUAAACUGUUAGAGAAAGGAUUGGAUCCGAAUUUCCAUGAUCCUGACAGUGGAGAAUGUCCAUUAACGUUGGCUGCACAAUUGGAGAGCACAUCUGAAAUCAUCAAGUUGCUGAAAAGUGGGGGAGCUCAUUUGGAUUUUAGGACCCGGGAUGGAUUAACAGCUUUACACAAGGCUGUACGAUGUCAGAAUCAUGCAGCACUAAUAACCCUAUUAGAUCUGGGUGCUUCUCCAGAUUACAAGGACAGCCGGGGGUUAACACCUUUGUACCAUAGUUCAAUGGUGGGAGGAGACCCUUAUUGUUGUGAACUGAUUCUGCAUGACCGUGCCAAUGUGGGUUGUAUGGAUGAAAAUGGCUGGCAGGAAAUCCAUCAGGCUUGCCGGUAUGGGCAUGUGCAACAUCUAGAACACCUACUGUUUUAUGGAGCGGACAUGAGCACACAGAAUGCCUCGGGGAACACUGCUCUGCAUAUUUGUGCACUCUACAAUCAGGAAAGUUGUGCAAGGGUCCUUUUAUUUAGAGGAGCAAACAAAGAAGUUAAGAAUUACAACAGCCAAUCAGCAUUCCAGGUUGCCAUUAUAGCUGGGAACUUUGAAUUGGCCGAGAUUAUUAAGAACCACAAGGAAGCAGAUGUUGUGCCUUUCAGAGAAACCCCAAGCUACACUAAUAGGCGACGAGGUGGAGGAAGUGCCCUCUCAUCCCCACGUACGCUGCUACGAUCCACCAGUGACAACAACAUCAACAAUUUUGCAGGCCGUUCCACCCAUUCACCUGUGCCAUCUGUCAGAAGCCUGCCACCUCAGUUACUGGCACAGAUGCAGGAGGGUACCGAGGGAGGCCAGCAGAGUACAGCAAGCUCACGAAGUUCACACAGCCGAUCGCCCUCGUUGCAGUGUGUCCAGGAGGAAAGUGAGGCCAACACCCCCAUUUUCAGGAGGCAGACUAAAGCCAGGCUCAGUCCAAGCACCGAACCCAACCCAACUCCAUCGGCCGCCCCCGCUCACAGAGGACCCAAGCGCAAACUGUACAGUGCGGUCCCGGGACGGACCUUCAUCGUGGUGAAGCCUUACCAGCCCCAGGGGGAGGGCGAGAUCCAACUGCACCGAGGGGAACGCGUCAAAGUACUGAGCAUUGGUGAAGGAGGUUUCUGGGAAGGGACAGUAAAAGGUCGUACUGGGUGGUUUGCAGCAGAAUGCGUGGAAGAGGUACAAAUGAGACAGUACAACACACGGCAAGAAACUCGUGAAGACCGGACAAAGCGACUCUUCAGGCAUUACACAGUUGGAUCCUAUGAUAACUUUUCAUCUCACAGUGAUUAUGUCAUCGAAGAGAAGACAGCACUGCUUCAGAAAAAAGAGAACGAGGGAUAUGGCUUUGUCCUCCGAGGAGCUAAAGCUGAGACUCCAAUUGAAGAGUUCACACCCACGCCAGCAUUCCCAGCUUUGCAAUACCUGGAAUCAGUGGACGUGGAGGGAGUGGCAUGGAAAGCUGGGCUCAGGACAGGAGACUUCCUGAUUGAGGUCAACAACAUCAAUGUGGUGAAGGUUGGACACAAGCAAGUGGUCUCCAUGAUCCGACAGGGAGGAAAUAACCUGCUGAUGAAGGUGGUGACAGUCAGUCGAAAGCCAGAACUCGAAGAUGGGAUGAGGAAAAAAGGUCAGGCGCUAGUUAAUGCCCCACCACCCCCGAAGAGGGCACCAAGUACUACGUUGACUCUCCGCUCCAAAUCCAUGACUGCUGAACUCGAGGAGCUAGAAAAAUUGGACGAGAUCCUCGCAGCAGCUGAUCGUUCAGUUAGGCCAGAGAACGUGGCGGCAGACUCUCGAGCUGCAACAGUCAAGCAACGACCCACAAGCAGGCGCAUCACAUCAGCAGAAAUCAGUUCAUUAUUUGAGCGUCAAGGAAUGCCCUCAAAGUCAACCCCACCAUCUGUUCCAGAAAAGCCACACCUCCCAAUGCCUAGAAGAAUGUCACGGACAAAGUCUAUAGGAGCCUCUGAGGAUGAUAAACUUUCAGUUACAGCAAUGGAAGGAAGGUUUUUACGCAGCACAUCGAUGCAAGAUACUCUCCGGGAAGGACUAGGCAUACCCCCACCUCCGCAGAUUGCCCCACCACCCCCACCCUCUCCUUACCUUUUAGACACAGGUCCUCCACCUCCUUUCUCACCACCCCCACCCCCUGGAAGAAGUUACGAUAAUGUGCGUUCCAGCUUUAAACCCAACACAGAAGCGAAAGUUCAUGGAGGCCAGCAGGUAACAACAACAGCAGAGGUCUAUGAACCAAAUCGGUCUCCUGUGCCUCCGGUAGAGAGGCAGAAAAGGGCCAGGUCAAUGAUAAUCCUGCAGGAUUCUUCCUACUAUCCUGUGGAGGCAACUGACAUCUCAUGGCCAAGCCCCUCACCAACUCCUCAAGAUAAAAGCAAACGAAAGGCAAAGGUAGUUGAUAACCCAUAUGCAAAUGUGGGCCAGUUCAACGUGGGACUUUUUGCACCAACAAAACCGCUUCGUAAAAAAAGCCCUCUGGUCAAGCAAUUCCAGGUUGAAGAUGCUAUAGAGAGAGCAUCAGCAGUUGGCUCGUCUGGGGCUGGUAAAGAGUUAUUAGCCAGAAGGAUAGCCCAGCAGUCUGGCAAAGAAUAUGAGCAGCUGCAGAGAGAAGGAAUCAGUAAAGCACAGGACGAUGGACAAGAUCUGGCCAGUCCCUUUGCUGUUGCUAUUGCAGGAGCAGUACGGGACCGAGAAAAAAGGUUGGAAGAAAAGAGGAAAUCAACAGUCUUCCUUUCUGUGGGUGCCAUUGAAAGCGAAACAGCACCCAACAUCCCAGCCCUGCAACAGUCCAGGUCAGUCGAUGAGAGACUGCUGAGUAGCAGCGAUAGGUCUCUCCGAUCACCAAUCCCUUCCCCUAUUCCUUCCUCAAGGCCACCAGCAAACACGCCUGUGACUUUUAUACAUCCUCUCACAGGGAAACCGCUGGAUCCUAACUCACCACUGGCACUUGCGCUGGCCGCAAGGCAGCGGGCACUAGUCGCUGAAACACAGCAUCAGCGAGCAACUGGAAGCAAUGAAACUGUAAAAGCCCAAGAAAGAAAAACUCCAGUCUACAUGGAGAGUCACAUCAAGGAGGCAAAGAAAACAGAAGUUGAAACACUCAUAUCACCACCUUUCUCACCAGAGGACAAAGCGAGCUAUAGUCCCACAUCCGGAGUGACUGCAAAGCACCAGUGGGGAACCUCUGCUACACUGAGGAAAGAAGCAGAAUCAAGGCAGGGACAAAUGGAGAAAGCUGAGAGAGAAGAAAAGAAAGUGGAAGAGAAGAAAAGUAUGCUAAUCAACAUUGUAGAUACAUCACAACAGAAAACGGCAGGCCUACUGAUGGUCCAUGCAACAAGUAAUGGCCAAGAGUCAGAACUUCAAGAUACUUCAACAACUGCCUUGAAGCCAUUGUCACCACAGCCUCAACCAUUCCUUUCAGAGCCACAAGCUUCCCAGCCACUUUGUGCUGUUUCUGAGCCUCCAGCUACUGAAGCACCUGGGAAACCACAAACUCAAGGAAGCUCUGAUGAAGAUAUGGAAUCAUUUGCUGUUUCCCUCCCUCCAAUUCUCUCCUCAAGUGAUGAGGAAACGAGAGAGGAACUUGCAAAGAUUGGACUUGUACCACCUCCUGAUGAAUUUGCAAAUGGCAUCUUCAUCCAAGCCAAGGCUGAGAAAACUGCCAUCCAUCCCAGUGGACCCCCAACUACAGCACCUUCAGCUCCUGGCGUUUCACCCUCAGGGAAGCCAACAGAUGCCCCACCUUCAGAAGCAAGUGUGGAUUCGGGUGUAGAAGAAAUAGAUACAAGAAGCAGUAGUGACCAUCACCUGGAAACCACAAGCACGAUUUCAACUGUCUCCAGUAUGUCAACAUUGUCAUCUGAGAGCGGGGAGCCCUUGGAUACCUACACAUCAUUUGCUGAUGGACAGACCUUCAUACUCGAGAAGCCUCCAGUGCCUCCAAAGCCAAAGCUAAAGUCCCAACUCAACAAAGGGCCAGUUACAUUCAGGGACCCUCUCUUGAAGCAGACCUCAGACAGUGAGCUUGUUGCCCAACACCAGCCGUCUGCGUUACCCCCCGGCGUCGGACGGUCUCGCUACCUCAUACAGAGAAAAUCCAAGUUGUGGGGGGAUCCAAUUGAGCCCAGGCCUAUUCAGAUGGUGGAGGGCAGCAAACCCACUGUAAUAAGUGAGCUGAGCUCCAGGCUGCAACAAUUGUCUAAGGAUACUCAUUCACUCGGGGAUGAGCCUACAGCGGCCUCUCUAGAAGUAGGAAAGAGAUCUCCUGUUGUCACUGCAAGACUAUUCAGUAGUUUAGGAGAGCUGAACACGAUAUCCCAGCGGAGCUUCGGGGCGACAUUCACCAUCCGUCCUGGCUCCAGGCACCCAGUUACCCGAAGGGCUCCUAGUCCUGGGAAACCUGGCAUCGAUUCAAGGACAGAAGCCGGCAUCAGCUCACCAAGGCCCUCACCUCUCUCCACCCCGACACAGACCCCUCCCACCAUCCUGAAAUCUUCUAGCCUCAACAUUCCUCAUGAGCCAAAGGAGGUGCGGUUUGUGGUGCGGAGUUCCAGUGCUCGUAGCCGCUCCCCAUCUCCAUCUGGUAUCCCCAUGCAUUCUUUACUCCCCCCCAAACCCUUCUGCCAAAAGCCUAUGGUGAUGUGGAACAAGUAUGACGUAGCAGACUGGCUCGACAGUCUUAACCUAUCAGAACACAGAGAGAGCUUCUUACAUAAUGAGAUUGAAGGCUCUCAUCUACCUGCCUUGACAAAAGAAGACUAUGUAGAACUUGGAGUUACAAGAGUGGGACAUCGAAUGAACAUAGAACGUGCUUUAAAACAUUUUAUUGAUAGCUAGCUUGGCCGGUGGGGGAGAUGGGAAAUUGGGAGGGUAGGGUGGGUCUCAACUGGUCUGGGUCUUCAAGGAGAGGAGAUGGGGUUAUUUUUUAAAAAAGAAAAACAUUACACUGCACUGAAUGGUGGAAAAGGGCAGAGCUAAAUCUGAGUGGCGUUGCUAUGGUUAAUGUUGCAUGAAUAUUAUGGGAUGUUGCUUGGUGUUGUUCCCACUGAAGCUCGACCAAGGUUCAAAUGAGAAUCACAAUUUUUUGUUUUCGUAGAUAAAGAUAAACGAGAGAAAAAAAUCAGCGAAUAUUUCAUUCCGUUGCCUUUGAAUAACAGUUGCUUGGAAAGGGGAUCUCUGGCUUUCUUCUUUUAGACUGCAAUUUUUUUGCAUAAACCAGAAGCAAGCAGAAAUUCCCUUCGGACUUUGGAUGAGUUGUGUUAUCUUCAGGAGAAUGUUUAAAAGAGUAAAUCAAACCCAGUGUUUUCUGAAUUGUACAAGUUUAUUUGAAAGUCCCCUAUAUUCUGAGGCAGGAGGAAGGGUUCAAUGUUCAAUCACAGAUAAGAAAACAAAUCAGAGAAGCUUCCCCUCCAAGUGCUAGUUUGAGAUAUAGGGAAACAUCCUGGAUCUAGUCCAACCACAAAGAAUACUCAUCUUUUUACCAAUUAUAUAUUUGAACAAAAAUAAUAUAAAAAUGUUUUUAUGUUACAAUUUUGCUAGAACUAUAUACAUAUACUAUUAUAAGAAAAUGUUACAUUGAUUCUUCCAAAUAAUUUGAUUAUUAAGAUUUGUCGCUUUUGCGAUAUGGUAGAAGCAAGGAAACUUGGACAUUUUAGCGCUUUUAACAUUAUUCAUCCAUAAACCUAUUCAAUAUGAAUUUUUUAUUUUUGUUGUCAUAUAAACAGAUUUAAGCAGAAAUCUAUGGAUUAGACUCACAUGCCUGACAUGUAUCCAUAUGACUGCUUUAUACCCACCACCGGCAAUCAGGUUUUGAAGUUGCCUUUACCUAACCAUACCGUUUGAAAGCAGCGCUACUCAGCUGCGGGUCAGUCCCAAACCAUGCUAAUGUUGGACAUAUUUUUUCAUUUUAUGAACAGUGGUGGGACAAACUAAAAAAUCAAUACGACCCUUUCACUGUGUAUAUACCCUUUAUUGAAAUGUACUGUACCUUUAAGAGUUACUAGAAUUUUAAGAAGUUGCUAUUCCAACAGUGCUAUUCCAAAAGGGCACCAAGAAACCACAGCAUAUACAUGUUCAUAGUUAAACACACAUGCACACAUAAUAUUUUUCAUAUGCUUCAGUAUACACAAAUUUGCUGAGGCAUUGUCUCAUCAUCCUCCCACAUUCACAUUCUCACUCAUGAAUACUGCCGCAGACUAUCACUCAUGAAAUAGGUUCAGUAUUACUGUUGCACAUAUACAUAUUUGUUUUCAGAUACCCUGGAACUGUUUGUAACACUGCAAUUCAUUACAUCACAGAACAGUGUUAUAAAUGAGACAUUACUGAAGGAAGUUUAUCUAUUCUCCAAGGCAGCAGAUUAGGAAAGAAUUGUGAAAGGAAGAUUGCCAAUCUUAUCGAUCAGUAAAUAUUACAAAGAUAUGUUAACAUCUUCCUUUGUUCAGCCAUGGCGGUGUCGGGGAUUUUGUUGAUUGCGCAAGAUCAAAUAGGCUCGUCUGAGGAUCCAAAGCAAAUGGAAAACAUUGUUCUCCUUUUUCAUCUAUUCUUGGGCAACAAACUGAGAAAGAGAAAGCCAGUUAUUUCCUGAUCCAGAACCAAUGAUUAGUAUUUUUUUUAAUUAAAGGAAUCUUUAUUAAAAAGGAAACUCAAGGAAGAAAAUGAUUAAAAGGUAUGGGCAAGCAAGUAGGGAGAGGCGAAAGCAACAUUGUGACAGUCUUAACUUAUGGAUGAUGUUGUGGUUUCUACUUUGAAAAAAUCUUUCUAAUCCUAUUAGUAAAAUUAAUUUAUUUCCGUGGCUGUAAUCAGGUACCUGAAAUGAAAAAUAGAGAAUGAAAUCAGAUUGAGGAAAUUGAGACAGGAAUUGGGUAGUAAAGCCAGUUUGUGGUAAUUGACUCUAAUAGAUGAAUUCACUCAAACAGAUCAACAAAACUAAUAUUUCUUCUUUUGCAGUCAUUAUCAUUAUUUUAACCCAGUUAAAUUUGGUCAUUACAAAAUUACACUUAAUUCUUUAUUACUUAAAACUAAAUGAGCAGUUUUAUUCUUAACUUCACCUCAACAAAAGGAACAAAAAUACCAGAAAUACUCAGCAGGCCAGACAGAUUCAACUGAAAAACAGAGUUAACAUUUCAGGUCAAGAUUAGAAAGGGAUUUCCUAAAUGUUUUUUUUUAAAUGUACUCUGCAAUACAGAAACUAUUCUGAGGUUGAGACCUGAAUACAUUGUUAGGACAGUGUAAAUAAAGUUUACUCUAUCCCUAAUUUGUAAGAGUGUUUGAUGGGAUAGUAUAAUGUUAUUUUCCUACUUUUCCUGUGCUUUAACAGGAUACUGGAUGAGUUACCCAAAAUCUUGAGGAUCAGAAAUGUUAUAACAAGAAACCUUUCCAAUAGAAAGGAAAUGGAAUUAAAAUGAGAUUAUGUAUAGAAUAAAGACUGAAACUCAAACAAGAAAAUGAGACAAAAAUAAAUUACAGUAUGUGAAUAAUGGAAAAUGGGAGUAAAUUGAAAUUGGAAAUGAGAGUUGAGACUUUAAGACGAGACAGAUAUCUGUACAAGAGACGUAGUGACAAUUGAAGUGAGACUUUACAUAUCAGGAAGACUUAACAAAACCAACCAUGUGUCCCAUUCUUUGUAGAAUUGUGGCACUUUAUGAAUUCCCAAUGGCCCACUCCUUAUAUGUGCCUCUCCUGCUUGGAGAUUCAGAGACAAGGAGUGGAAGUUAAAGUUUACAAGCCAGCGUUGCACUCAGGAUCCACAGUUUGCUUCUGGAUCCAUGGGUUAAGAAGCAGGAAAAAUAUUAUCCAGGUUCCUCAGCCUGAUCAAUAUCUGUUUACAUCCUUUCCCUGACUUGUUUCGGCCAUUUCAGGAUGCUGAGGAGGGCAGGAUCAGGCUUACCUGAGAUGUUGCCUAGAAUGGCAAAUAGCCUGCCGGCAUUCAUGCCAAUGCUCACACUUGAAACAUGGCCACUUGAGUAAAGCUCUCUUAGGGCUACCAGUGACCAUUGAUGUUGAGCUGAAACCCAAAACAAAGCAAUGCUAUCAUAAUGGGAUAUUAAGAAGUAGGUGAAAAGUUGGAAGCGAGUGAAGGUUCAAUACUGAAGUUGGAAACUGAGAAUUGACCAAAAAUGAAGUGGGAAAUGAGUACACUAGGAAUGGACAUGAGGCAUGUCCAGUGAAAUCCACACCAGAACCAGUUUUCUGGGACAUGAGGAAAGAGCAGGUUUGACACAAUGGUAAGAACAGACCUUAUCAAUAUUCAGGGUCUAACCUAAAAUUUAAAAAGCUGUUAUUUACAAAAAUGUCAGUAGACCAAGAGACAGCUUUAUACAUCACGCUUACCAUCUCAGCAUAUGCAUAACUCCCUAUCCCCUCCUCAAUAUGUACCCUAUCUUAAUUUGACAACCUUCCCUUCUCUGUCAUCACUCUAAUUCCUCACUCUGUAUUACAAACUGACCUAUUCACUUCACAUAUUACUCAUCCCAACCCAUCCUUCUUGCUAUUCCUGUUCACUUUCUCCCCAUAUUCCUCAAAACCAAACCACACAUCUUCACUCAUACCACUGAAGCAACCCAGAUUCCCCACAUUCUUCAAUCAUCCCAUUAAUUUUCUCCCCAAAUUACUCAAUGCCACUUCAUCAACCUUUGACCAUUAUUUGAAUGCACUUACCCAUUGCUCCCACAAUUCAAGAGUUUUUAUUUGUCAUUUGGACCUCAUAUUAACCAGAAUAAUGAGAGCUCUAUUUUGAUGCACCAACAGAAUAAAUAUACAAUGAAUUAUCAAUUAUUCCAAGUAAACCAGCACUUAAAAGGACAAAAACAAAAUAUUUAGAGCACCCAUAGUGUAAAGUUUGUAUUGGUUUGGUGUUGCACUAGGCUUGUGGUUGUGAUUGUGCAGGUGGUUCCAGAAUAUGAUGGGAAGAAGCUGUUCUUGAACCUGAAGAUAACAGCUCACAUGUUCAUGUACCUGUUUGCUGAUAGCAACAGCAAAAAGAGAGGAUGGCCAGUGUGGUAUGGGUUUUUGAUGAUUUUAGAUGCUCUUUUGAGGCAGCGCUUCUUGUGGAUUUCUUUGAUGAUGCAGUGGUCAGAACUUGUUGUGGGUAAUGUCCAUCAGCCUCUUUUAUAUGUGAGCAUAUGAAUUUCCAAACCAGCCCAGUAUGCUCUCCUCUAUACACCUGUAGAAGUUUGAUAAGAUUAUUCGGUGACAUGCCGAAUCUUCUCAAACCUCUGAGGAAGUUGAGGCAUUGGUUAACUUUCUUUGUGAAGACAUCAUUGUGCUGGCCCAAGGACAAAUCAUCAGAGAUGCAUGCACCCAGGCAUUUCUCUACUGCCAUUCUGAUAGGUGAAGAUACAGAUGAGUGAAUGCUCCCUCUGCUUUCCAUUCCUGAAGUCAACAAACAGCUUCUUGGUCCUGCUAACAUUGAGAGAAAGAUUAUUAAUUUGGCACCAAUCAAUCUCCCUCCCGUACUCUGACUCAUCUUUGCCCAUUAUGUUGGCGAAUUUAAAGUUGGCAUUGGAGCUAUAUCUGACUACAUGGUCAUGAGUAUAGAGGAAGUAGAACAGGGAACUGAGCGCACAGUGCUAGGAUUCUCCUGUGCUGACUGUCAGUGAAGAGGAGGUGUUGUACAGAUUGUGGUCUGCUGAUGAGGAAGUCAAGGAUCCAGUUGCAUAAAGAGGAACAGAGACCCAUUUUCCUGAGUUUGAUGAAGGGAUGAUGGUGCUGAAUGGCAAGCUGGAGUCAAUAAACAACAGCCUGACGUGCGUUUUCCUGUUGUCCAAGUGGCCCUGAGCAUAGUGUAGAGUCAGCAAGGUUGAAUCUGCUAUCAAUCUUUUGUGGUAGUAGGCAAACUGAAGUGGUUCCAGGUAUUACUAAGACAGGAGAUGGUUUGCGACAUAACCAUUCUCUCAACGCAACUCAUCACAAUGGACGUGAGAGCCACUGGCCGGUAGUUGUUGAGGCAUGUCAGCUUGCUCUUCUUGGGCACUGGUAUUAUAGAUGUUUUAAAACAGGUGGUAACCUCGGACCAGAAUAGUAGGAGGUCAAAGAUAUCUGAAGAAUUCAGCCACUCCGUUCAUGCAGAUUUUGAGAAUUUAGUCAGGUACAGCAAAAGGGCCAAAUGCUUUCCACCAAUUUUUAACCCACUUUCCACCCAUAGCAGUCAACCCCACAUAUCCACUUUCAUUUCAUGUUCCUCAAUCCCACUUUGUAUCUCCCCAUAUUACUCAACCAUACUCACCUUGCCCCCACCUUUCUCCAUUCCAUGUAGACGUACAUAUAUCCAUUUGUUCUGUUCCCGCAGUUUUAAUAUACACAUCAAUUUCCCAAGGAAGAUAUUUUGGCCAAUUUUGCAGACAAAAUUGUGCCAUACUCACCUUUUCCUUCAAAGUUCAAAACCUUCGGCGUCACGAAAUUUGCACAAUCAUUUUUGACAGUUUCCCUCUAUAGUCAUCUGAUUAUCAAAACAUUACAUCCUUCAAUACAAGGUGAGAGCUACUAACCAUGACGGUCACUUUUGCUCAUUCCCUGACUCAAUCAGCAUUUAUGCACUUGAUAAUAUGUUGAAAGACUAACAUUUUUUGGAGUGUGGUUAUUGCACCAGAAACUAAGCUGUGCGAUUUUGAAUCAAGAUACUGCUGUGUAACCGAAACGUCUGGUACACAGUUUUCCCAGUGCUCUCUCACUGGUACAGUACAUUUCUUAAAGGGUAUUUAACAUUUCUUAGGUACACAAAAA
Messenger RNA from Leucoraja erinaceus (little skate), 12675 nucleotides. RefSeq names its product SH3 and multiple ankyrin repeat domains 3a (gene shank3a). Gene Ontology annotation, cellular component: dendritic spine; postsynaptic membrane; postsynaptic density. The record is from RefSeq and is a predicted model, not a curated record. The transcript has 23 exons. Lineage: Eukaryota; Metazoa; Chordata; Chondrichthyes; Rajiformes; Rajidae. Gene Ontology annotation, molecular function: ionotropic glutamate receptor binding; synaptic receptor adaptor activity. The coding region runs from base 1339 to 6792 and encodes 1817 amino acids.